This is a messenger RNA of Acanthopagrus latus (yellowfin seabream), 1969 nucleotides long. RefSeq lists its product as uncharacterized. The transcript is spliced from 6 exons. Bases 162 to 815 code for a protein of 217 amino acids. The record is from RefSeq and is a predicted model, not a curated record. Lineage: Eukaryota; Metazoa; Chordata; Actinopteri; Spariformes; Sparidae.
GUGAGGGAGACUCUGACUGAAAAAAGUCAGCAGCAGCCAGGCAGUGGAGAGAGACAUCCGAAGAUAAAAAUAAAAAGCUGAGUGUGGAAGACAAGUGAAGUGGGAGCUUCACAGACAGAGGUGGAAAGCUUGUUAAGAGCAAGAUCAGAGCCAUCUAGAGGAUGAAGUGUGUUGCUGUUGUUGUGUUGCUGAGUCUUCUCUCGCGGGGACGCUCUGCUCCUCUGAGCAGCUGUGAGAGUCUGAUCAAACCAAUAACAAUCAGCAAAGACGAGAUGUUGGGGAAAUGGCUGUACAUCGGGGGGAGCUCUAACCUCCCAGGAAGCCGCUCCCUGGGCCAUCUCAUGACCAGCGUCUGGCUGGAUGUCACUGCAACCGCCGAGAGCAACAUCCUCAGUCUCUUCCAGACUCACAGAAUACAUGGCAAGUGUUCCAGCCUGAUAUACAAUGUGACAUUUGAAAACAACGCAAUGGUAAUUGAGCAACCUUUCUACCUCAAGGAAGUCUACCUGCCGACUGACUGCGCCGACUGUCUGGUCGCCCACGAAGAAAUUACCUCCGGCGAAGACACGUUCACCAGUGUGAUGCUUUUCAGCAAAACAAACAAUGUCUCGCCUGCCGCACUGGAGAUGUUCAGGAACCAAGUAGAAUGUUUUCAGAUGCCGUCGGCCAUCAUGAUGAACCCAAAUGCUGAAAUCUGCCCGGACGACAUCUCGCCCUCCGAGGGGCUCAGUGCUCUCAACUCCCUGUUCGAAGCCAAGAUGGGACAUCGAGUAGCAAGAAUCCUGGACAGUCUUUUUGAUAUGUUUGUGAACUGAUUUAUUAUUAGAUUUCAAUUCUCGCCCUAGGUAAUUUUGUAUGAGAAAGAACGUUUUCCUCCUGAUGGACAUUUGAAACAAAAAUAAAAAGUUAAGAUGGAGGAACUGACUAGCUUUCUUAAUCUUGUAAUUAGUGUCAUCAUUAUUUUUUCGGGGGGUUUGAUAUCUCACUUUAUGUGGCCUACACCUUAUUCUUUUUCAAUUUCAAAAACAGCUCUGAAUAACAUACUGUAUAUGGACAAUCUGUUGUUAGACCUUUGACAAAAAACGAAGAGAAAUAAAGUAGCCAUAGUCGACAGCAACAGGCAGUAAACCACCUGAUAAUUGAAGUGAAACUACUGGCGAAUACAAAACAAUAAGGAGAAAACUAAAACUAGUUAACCUGUUCUUAUUCUUGGGAGUGUAUGUAGAAUUAUACUAAAACACCUCUCCCUGUUUAGUCCGAAUUAAAAAAAGCAAAAGCUAUAAGGUUAUAAGCUGGUACAUUUUGUUUUUAAUGACACAGUUUGGGGGUUUAAGUUUGCUUGUUAUGUUGUGAUUGGUAGGACUGUUUGUUUUUCUACAUGCACUUUUGGACAAACGUGUCUGCUUAAUGACUGUCAAAUUGUUAGUUUUUUUUUUUUUAAAUGCCAAUGCAGAAUGUAAUACUUACGCUGUCAUGUUGUUAACUGAAUACAUGAGACAUGGUAAAUUAACAACAAUCAAAAAAAGUCAACAAUGACUAGAUUUGUGUUUCUGUACAUUCUUAACUUUAUUAUUAUUAUUUUUUUUUAUCUUUUUUGCCCACUUAGCAGACCAUAUCAACACGUCUGCCAUUUUUCACUUUUUUCUGUGUUUUUUCUGUUUUUUCUUUUAAAUAUAUACAUUUUUGUUUGCACACAUCCUGUCCUGCCAGUAGAUAUUGAUUAAAUUAAAAUGCCUUAUGCCUUAUGCUGUUUCAAUCAUUGUGCCAAUGAGCAAACAUGCACAACCUUCAUUUCCCCUCACAGUUAUCACAAAUGGUUGCACAAACGCCCUUAAAGGUGCUCUAUGUAACAAUCUCCAGUAUCUUACAUGUAUUAAUCACAUUUUUACUAGCCAUAUGUGAGCGGAUUGUAAAGUGAUGUAAAAUAUGGGACCUUCUCUGUCUCACUUGGUUGCCUAAACAAUCCUGC